This is a messenger RNA of Trichomycterus rosablanca, 1161 nucleotides long. RefSeq names its product chromosome 17 C6orf120 homolog (gene c17h6orf120). The transcript has 2 exons. Bases 148 to 705 code for a protein of 185 amino acids. Lineage: Eukaryota; Metazoa; Chordata; Actinopteri; Siluriformes; Trichomycteridae. The record is from RefSeq and is a predicted model, not a curated record.
GUCAGUAGCUGUUGGUGUUCUUACAGCGCCGUUAGCGACGCAGCUAAUGAAUUCUAACUGAUAAUGUACUGGUGAGACAUAAAAUAACAUGUUAUGACACCACCAUUGGACAGUGACAGAUGUAUUUGAUAGGUGACGACCGUGACCAUGGUGCUGCGUUUUGGUGUUUUGUUGUUGCUGGUGCACUUCUCUCAGGUCCAGCCUUUUCUGGAGGCUUCUGAUGUUUUCUCUGUACCUGAUGAAUGGGUCCUGCUUCAUGUUGUCCAAGGUCACAUUGGGGCUGGCAACUACAGCUACCUGCGUCUCAACCACGACGGUCGAAUCAUCUUGCACAUGCGCAGCCUCAAGGGUGAUGCCGAUCUGUAUGUGUCCGACAAGACGCUGCGCCCGGACUUUGAUACUUAUAAGCUACAGUCUGCCACUUGUGGCCACGAUGUGGUGGUGGUUCCAGGCGACUUUGUUAGACCUGUGGGCAUUGGCAUCUAUGGACACCCCUUCUACAUGGAGAGCGAGUUUGAGAUGAAGGUGUUUUAUGAUCAGACAGCUUUGACCGAGGAUCUGUUUCAAAGGGAGUCCCAGGAUGAGGCUCCUGAACAGCCCAAGUACCGACAGCAGGGCACUGAGGAUGAUCAGGAGGAGGAGGAGCCCAUUGUAUGGACCAUUCUUAUUGGAAUACUCAAGAUAAUACUUGAAAUUUUGUUUUGAUUAUUGUUGUGCUCUUACGCCAAUAAUAUUUUGCCUUUAGAUUUUGCAUUUUAGCAAAGAGCACUAGGAUAGAACUCAAAUCACUAAAGGUAAAAGAUUUUUGAUAAAUAUGGGUUUAAUUUUUAUCCAAAUCUACAUUUUGUAAUAUAUAGCAGCUUACAAGUAAUAAACCAUUUUAACCCCCUUUAAACACUGACAACAAUACUUAGUUUACCCUCCAGUAAACUCUGAUGGGGAUUUAUUUUCACUAAUAUUGCUGAUUUUUUGUUUUUACAAAUUAUUUGAAGUCUGCUGCAGUUCUGAGCCCUAUGCAAUUAGUAAAAUCAAAGUGUGUGAAGAAUAGCAACUGUGCCUUGUGUAAAUAUAUUUCUCCUGAGAAAUGGAAAGGUAUAAUUUCAUGCUACUGUAAUGUUUGUAACAUUUUCAAAUAAAGGCAAGCACUUGAGCAAACGGUUA